Molecule: messenger RNA, 237 nt
Organism: Lathyrus sativus (Indian pea)
Lineage: Eukaryota; Viridiplantae; Streptophyta; Magnoliopsida; Fabales; Fabaceae
Source: the annotation of a GenBank genome assembly
AUGAGAUACGAAAUCCUUUCUACGGUGAAACCGGCAGAACUGAAAAGGCUUUUUUGUCAGGACACUCUUCUCGUCGAGAAUGCCGAAGUUCAUGCCCUUCUUUCACGCUUUGGAUUUAAUCGGUCUAAGCAUUGUCUUGGGAUAUGGGAGAACGUGAUUUUGACGACUCGUGAUGCCAGCUACCGUCACUUAUGGAUGUGUGACGGAAGGAUCACUAAUAUUUCACGAAGAAAUUGA